AUCGUAGGGGCCGGUAUGGUCGGCGUGGCGAUCGCGAACGCGCUUCUAUUUCAGAGGAUCGUCUCACAUAUCGCGAUCGUGGAUGCUUUCCCGAAGAAGCUGGAGGGAGAGGGAAUGGAUUAUUGCCACGGCUCGGUGUUCCUUGGCGAUCCGCGAAUCGACUACGACACAGACUUCUGCAUCACGAGCAAUUCGAAGGUGAUCAUACUGGCGGCGGGCGUGCGGCAGAUCAAGGGCGAGACCCGACUGGACUUGGUUCAACGGAAUUCGGAGAUACUGAAGAAUAUUGUACCCACAUUGAUCAGUUACAGUCCGAACGCGAUCUUUGUGAUCGUCUCUAAUCCAGUUGACAUUUUGUCGUGGGUAACGUGGAAAGUGAGCGGAUUACCGGUCUAUCGAGUUAUCGGAAGUGGAACUCAUCUCGAUUCAGCGAGGUUUCGUUAUCUGAUCGCCGAUCGUAUUGGGAUCGCCCCGAGCUCGAUUCACGCGUACAUUAUCGGCGAGCACGGGGACAGUCAAGUUCCACUCUGGUCCGGAGUGAAUGUCGCGGGCGUGCAGUUUCGCGAUAUAUUGCCAAAUAUCGGCCUGGAAACCGACGACGAAAGAUGGUUCGAGGUUUCCAGAGCGGUCAUCAGACUAGGUCCCACGGUGAGAUGUUUGAAGGGAUACUCGAACACGGCGGUUGGUCUUUCGGUUGCAGACAUUGUUGACGCUAUAUUGAACAACACGCAGAGGGUUAUACCUGUCUCAACCAUGAUCCAAGGUCACCACGAUAUCUGUCACGAGACAUUUCUGUCCCUGCCUUGUACUAUCGGGGAGAACGGGAUCACGAAUAUCAUACGAAUGCGUAUUACGGAGUUGGAGAAGAAAUUGUUUCAGGCGUCGGCGAACGUCGUGUACAACGUGCAGAAGGACGUUAAAACGUGA
Messenger RNA from Dufourea novaeangliae, 927 nucleotides. Its product is annotated as L-lactate dehydrogenase B chain-like. The transcript has 7 exons. Lineage: Eukaryota; Metazoa; Arthropoda; Insecta; Hymenoptera; Halictidae. Gene Ontology annotation, biological process: carboxylic acid metabolic process. The coding region runs from base 16 to 927 and encodes 303 amino acids. The record is from RefSeq and is a predicted model, not a curated record. Gene Ontology annotation, molecular function: L-lactate dehydrogenase (NAD+) activity. Gene Ontology annotation, cellular component: cytoplasm.